GCCGGAGUCACGUUUGGGAGCCGACAGACGCCAGCGGUUCCCGGCGGCCGGAGUCCGCGCCGGUGAGAGCACCAGGCUAGCCGCACCCCGGCCGAGGAACCUCUUUCUGGAACUGUAAAAAACAAAGGGAAGAAUCAUGUCGAUGAUUGCAGCAUACUAUGCGAACAAGUCCAUCCUCAUCACCGGGGCCACCGGUUUCAUGGGCAAGGUGUUGAUGGAGAAGCUUCUGCGCACCAGCCCUGAUCUGAAGGUCAUCUACAUCCUCAUGAGGCCCAAGGCAGGCCAGACCCUGGAGCAGAGGAUGCUUCAGAUGCUAAAUAGUAAGCUGUUUGAAAAAGUCAAAGAGGUUUGUCCAAACAUUCAUGAGAAGAUCAGACCUAUCUAUGCCGACCUCGAUCAGAAUGACCUGGCCAUCAGCAAGGAGGACAUGCAGGAGCUUCUGUCCUGCACCAACAUCAUCUUCCACUGCGCAGCCACCGUGCGCUUUGACGACCCCUUGAGACAUGCCGUGCAGCUGAAUGUGACCGCCACGCAGCAGCUCUUGCUCAUAGCCAGCCAGAUGCCAAAGCUUGAGGUCUUCGUGCACAUCUCCACUGCCUUUGCCAACUGUAACCUGAAACACAUUGAUGAAGUUGUCUAUCCCUGCAAGGUGGAGCCCAAGAAAAUCAUCGACUCCAUGCAAUGGCUAGAUGAUGCUAUUAUCGAUGAGAUCACACCCAAGCUGAUCGGGGACCGGCCCAACACCUACACCUACACCAAGGCCUUGGGAGAGGUGGUGGUGCAGCAGGAGAGCGAGAACCUCAACAUCGCCAUCGUCAGGCCCUCCAUCGUGGGAGCCACCUGGCAGGAGCCCUUUCCGGGUUGGGUUGAUAACUUAAAUGGACCCAGUGGACUCAUUAUUGCGGCCGGGAAAGGGCUACUUCGGGCUAUAAAAGCGGCUCCAUUGGCAGUGGCGGAUUUAAUUCCAGUUGAUACGGUUGUCAACCUUACCUUGGCCGUGGGAUGGUACACAGCAAUUCACAGACCUAAGUCAACAUUAAUCUACCACUGUACGUCUGGUAGCCUCAAUCCCUGUAACUGGGGCAAGAUGGGACUCCAAAUCAUGGCAAGCUUUGAAAAAAUCCCAUUUGAAAAACCUUUUAGGAGGCCAAAUGCUGACUUUGCAAGCAGCAGCUUCACAUUCCAGUGCUGGAACGCAGUCAGCCACUGGGCUCCUGUGAUCAUCUACGACUUCUACCUGCAGCUUACAGGAAGGAAGCCCAGGUUCACAAAGCUCAUGAAUCGCCUCUUAAGGACCACGUCCAUGUUGGAGUAUUUCAUCAACCACAGCUGGGAAUGGAGCACCUCCAACACAGACAUGCUAAUGCUGGAGCUCAGUCCGGAAGACCAGAGGGUAUUCAACUUUGAUAUACGCCAGUUGAACUGGCUGGACUACAUUGAAAAUUAUGUGAUAGGAAUUAAGAAGUACUUACUGAAAGAAGAUAUGUCUGGUAUCCCAAAAGCAAGACAACAAUUAAAAAAGCUACGAAAUAUCCGCUACUUCUUUAACACUGUGCUCUUCCUCAUCACCUGGCGCCUUCUCAUCGCAAGAUCUCAGAUGGCUCGGAAUGUCUGGCUCUUCAUUGUAAGCUUCUGUUACAAAUUCCUCUCCUACUUUAAGGCAUCCAUCACAUUCAAAGCAUAAACAUUCUACAGUCUGCUUUCGUCCGGAACCUCUCAGAUACCUCUAAAACAGCAAACUUCAGUUCUCAAGAUUAGGAAUAAUCAAGAACAUGCCCCAGCUCCUCGCCUGGCCAACAUGCUGCCAUGUGGUCAUCCCUUUUACUUUCAUUGAGAAAAAGAAAGUUGUAACCUAGCAUAUAAUCAUGCACAAUUUUGGAAAAAUUAUUCUUCCCUUUCAUAUAAAAUAGCAACGUACACCCCCUUUCUGUGGUCAUCUUUUCUUUCCUCCUGCACAGCAUUAAUUUCGACACAAUAAACCUGGAAGAACACAUUGCAUAAGCUAAGGAAUGGCAGUUCUGAUCUGGGAGCCCUUCUGUGAUAUCCAGCGUAAAGAUUUAAAAUCAAAACCGAGGAAGAAUGACCUUAGAAUUGCCAUCAGAAAUGUAAUUCUUCCCUGAAAAGUCUCAGCUUCAAUUCUGUGUUACACCAUGGAGUCCUGGUUGAGGGGUGCAGAAUUAGCAAAGUGGGUUCACAUUCAACAUUACGCUUAAGGAUACCCAACUUGAAACCCAAAAAGAACCAAGAGGUGUAAAUAAUUAUAUAUAGGAGAAAGACCCACACAUAUUUGCAUUGGAACUCUAGCCUAUUGACAACUAUCAUUUCUAAAUCUUUUGACUCCACAGUUACCCUUCUCUCAAGUUUCCUGCUUGUUUCCUCAUUUUGUUCAGUCCUCGAUUACAGUGAUUAAUGGGAGAGAAAGGUAAAGGCUAUAAUCAUACAAAACCCAGUCCUCUGGCUUUGCUGUGAGAAAAAAAGAAAUCCACCAAAAAAAAAGAAAAGAAAAUACUAGCUUUAGUCUUUUUGUAUAAAGUGAGGAAGAUUAUUCUUCUGUGAUCACCAAAAUAUGUUACUAUGUCAUUCCAACCGCACAAUGUAAAUAGUACAAUGUAGAGCAAAAGACACUUAAGUGACUAAGCUAAAGAAUAGGUGUUGUUUCAUUUGUUCAAAAGUAUUUUCUGUAUAAUGGAAAUGAAUUAGUAAAAUAAAUAUUUAUUCUCAAGUUCCUAUAUUAAUAUUUCCCCAACUUUCCUCACAUUUAAGAUCGGUGCAUGUAGGAUUUCACCAGUUCAUGUUACAACAAAAUUUCCAAACACACUACCUGAAGCCUAAGCAACGAAAAAUAACACAACUAUUAGAAAAUUACAAGCAUAUUAAUGGUCAUUAUAUUUAUGCUCACUUUCUGGAAUAACAGUACUCAGACAGGUACAUUUGGAUACUUGAAAUGUACAGGCCUUGAGAGAAGUUUCUAGCCUAGUUAUUACUUGAGAUUUUUCUAAACUCAUUAAGGGCAUUUUUGAAAGAACACUACCGGGCAGUGUCUUUCUCAAUCUCAUCCAAAUUCUGAAAACGACUUUCCAGGACAGCUAGCCCAGCUGUGUAACAAAGCCCUGGGUGAUCUUUAGUUUGCAAUGUCUACAUAAUACUUGUAAGUUACACUGAUUAAAAUAUUACAACUAUGAAAACAAAAUACAAUUAAAUGAAAAUGGGUAAAAUAUAAUUCUAAGAAUGUACUCUUUUCAUUAUUGUAUGCGUACAAUUCAGCGCACUGUAUUGAAUUGUAUUUGAUUAUUGUGUUUCAGUCAUUCAAUAAAUUCCACUGAUCAAGUGUUCACAU
Talpa occidentalis (Iberian mole) is the source of this 3337-nucleotide messenger RNA. RefSeq names its product fatty acyl-CoA reductase 2 (gene FAR2). Gene Ontology annotation, molecular function: alcohol-forming very long-chain fatty acyl-CoA reductase (NADP+) activity. NCBI's taxonomy places the organism in Eukaryota, Metazoa, Chordata, Mammalia, Eulipotyphla, Talpidae. The transcript has 12 exons. Gene Ontology annotation, cellular component: peroxisome. The record is from RefSeq and is a predicted model, not a curated record. Bases 137 to 1684 code for a protein of 515 amino acids. Gene Ontology annotation, biological process: long-chain fatty-acyl-CoA metabolic process.